AUGCAGGGAGCCUGGGUGCUGCUUCUGCUGCUGGGCCUGAGGCCACAGCUGUCCCUUGGCACCAUCCCAGUUGAGGAGGAGGACCCAGCCUUCUGGAACCGCCAGGCAGCCCAAGCCCUGGAUGCCGCUAAGAAGCUGAAGCCCAUCCAGACGGCUGCUAAGAACCUCAUUCUCUUCUUGGGGGACGGGAUGGGGGUGCCCACGGUGACAGCCACUCGGAUCCUAAAGGGGCAAAUUAAUAACAAACUGGGACCCGAGACGCCCCUGGCCAUGGACCACUUUCCAUAUGUGGCUCUGUCCAAGACAUACAACGUGGACAGACAGGUGCCAGAUAGCGCAGGCACAGCCACAGCCUACCUGUGCGGGGUCAAGGCCAACUACCAGACCAUUGGACUGAGUGCAGCUGCCCGCUUUGACCGGUGCAACACAACACAGGGCAACGAGGUCAUCUCCGUGAUGUACCGGGCCAAGAAAGCAGGGAAGUCCGUGGGGGUGGUGACCACCACAAGAGUGCAGCACGCCUCGCCAGCCGGCACCUACGCGCACGUGGUCAACCGCAACUGGUACUCAGACGCGGACAUGCCCGCCAAGGCCCGGAAGGAGGGGUGCCAGGACAUCGCCCAGCAGCUCAUCUCCAACGUGGACAUUGAUGGUGCCCGGUACGUGUGGAACCGCCAGGCGCUCCUUCAGGCUUCCCAGGACCCCUCCGUAACACACCUCAUGGGCCUCUUUGAGCCAGGAGACACGAAAUACGAGGUCCACCGAAACCACACCCGGGACCCAUCCCUGAUGGAGAUGACGGAGGCGGCCCUGCACCUGCUGAGGAGGAACCCCCGGGGCUUCUACCUGUUUGUGGAGGGAGGCCGCAUCGACCACGGUCAUCACGACGGCAGGGCUUAUCUGGCACUGACGGAGGCCGUCAUGUUCGAUUCUGCCAUCGACAAGGCCAGCCAGCUCACGAGCGAGAAGGAUACUCUGACCCUUGUCACCGCUGACCACUCCCACGUCUUCUCUUUUGGUGGCUACACGCUUCGAGGCAGCUCCAUUUUCGGCCUAGCCCCCAGCAAAGCCCAUGACAACAAGACCUACACCUCCAUCCUGUACGGCAACGGGCCCGGCGGCUUCGCGCUCAAGGACGGCCCCCGGCCCAACGUCAGCGACAGCCAGAGCGGGUGCUCUGCCCUGCUCAUCUCCUGA
Molecule: messenger RNA, 1197 nt
Organism: Puma concolor (puma)
Lineage: Eukaryota; Metazoa; Chordata; Mammalia; Carnivora; Felidae
Source: RefSeq, a predicted model, not a curated record